Molecule: messenger RNA, 2377 nt
Organism: Somion occarium
Lineage: Eukaryota; Fungi; Basidiomycota; Agaricomycetes; Polyporales; Cerrenaceae
Source: the annotation of a GenBank genome assembly
AAACCUUGCUUCUUCCCUUCAUCCUUAAAACCAAAAGAGGGCAACGAACUAUCAAGCAAUAUCUCCGCUAAAUUCUGUGGAACGACUUUCAGAAUCGGAAUGGCAAAUGCCAACGCUUUCGCUGGACAGUGGUCGGCACUCCCUACUUCGUUAACACCAUGGAUUUUGGAUGUCAUCCAGUGCAUGGGUCAUACUCAAAUGACACCCGUACAAGCUUCCACGAUUCCAUUGUUUUUACAGAAUAAGGACGUGGUAGUAGAAGCCGUCACUGGAUCUGGAAAGACCCUCGCAUUCGUGAUACCGGUACUGGAAAAACUCAUCAGGAGGGAGAGUAAACUUAGGAAGAACGAAAUUGGGGCGUUAGUUAUUUCCCCUACGAGGGAACUUGCCAACCAAAUACAUUCUGUCUUCAACCUCUUCCUAUCCUCUCAGCCUUCCCUAUCAAGGUCAUCAUCACCUACCUCUGAUGAUAAUGAACUAAACCGAGAGUACCCGGAACCUCUGCUGCUCGUAUCCUCUGACGAUUCGCCCGCAGAAGAUAUACAGCGAUUCCUCUCAACUGGUGCAGAUAUUGUCAUUGGGACACCAGGUCGUGUGGAGGAGUUCCUUCUUGGAAAGGGAAAGGACGUGGUCAAUGUCAAGGAGCUGGAAGUGCUGGUGCUUGACGAAGCUGAUCGACUACUUGACUUGGGGUUUCAAACCGCAUUGACUCGUAUACUCCGCCAUUUGCCUAAGCAAAGACGGACUGGUUUGUUCAGUGCAACCAUGACCGAUGCAGACGCAAUUUCGGAACUCGUCCGUGUAGGUUUGCGAAAUCCUGCUCGCGUAGUUGUCAAAGUACAAACCAAAAAGUCAAGAAAGGGGAAAGAGGUCGAUAAGUCGUUUGGGGGCGAUAUUAUUGAAGAGCGUCGAAUACCGGCGAACUUGCAGAACUAUUAUAUGUCAUGUCAAGUUUCUGAGAAGCUGAUCCAGCUAAGCCGUGUCAUUCGACAUGAGACGUCGACUCAAGAUUCCUCUCGCUUCAUCGUAUAUUUUGCGACAUGCGCAUGCGUUGACUACUUCUACCGCGUACUUCCUCUUCUGCUCCCAAGUGAAUCUACACUAUACUCCCUUCAUGGACAUCUUCAACCCGGGACUAGAACUCGAACACUCGCCUCCUUUACCAACUCUGUCUGCACACCGUCGUCUCCCUCGAUCCUGCUGGCUACUGAUGUCGCUGCCAGAGGACUUGACUUACCUGACGUAGAUGUGGUAGUGCAGUUUGACCCGCCGUCCGAUCCCAAGGCUUUUUCGCAUCGUUGUGGACGGACCGCACGUGCUGGCCGUAGUGGUCGUGCUUGGGCGAUGCUCGUUGGUAGAGAGCGCGACUAUGUUGACUUCAUGGCUGUCAGGAAGAUUCCCUUGAAGGAACGGCAAUCGUUUUCAAAGGAUGGCUCAUCGAAAGACGAGGACGACGUAGACGACGUGGAGGUGAACGCUGUAUUGGCGAAAAUCAGGUCUAUGUUACUCACGGAUCGGUCAAUGCACGAUAAAGCAGUAAGAGCAUUUGUCUCUUUCGUUAGGGCAUACUCCAAACAUGAAGCCUCCUACAUAUUUCGAUUGACGGACCUUGAUCUCGUUGGUCUUGCGAAAUGUUUUGGUCUCCUGCGGCUACCUCGCAUGCCUGAACUACGAAACGUUGACAUUUCUGACUGGCAGGACGCUGACGUCGAUUGGGACAAUUACGCCUACACCGAUAAGGCCCGCGAAGCCAAGCGACUAGCGGAAGCUAAGAAGCAAAAAACCAUCGGCGAUGCUGAAAGAGCGAAGCGCAAAGCCUUGCGAGCCGAGAAAAGGGCAGCAACCGCUGCUUGGAGUAGUAAAGUGGUGAAGAAAGAAGAGAAGGAGAAACGAAGGGAAAAGAAGGAUCGGAAGCGGAAAUGGCUCAAGACCCAACUGGAUACUCAAAAUGAUGAUAUGGUCGACACUAACAAUAACGCGGCAGAGGAUGAAGAUGAGUGGGAGGACCUGGCCAGAGAGGAACGGAUGGCAAAAAAGCUUAGGCGAGGGGAUAUUAGUCAGGGCGAGUUUGACACGGAGUUCUCUGGCUUGUAGUGUGUAAGAUCUCCUCCUGCGUAUCAAUGCUUUUCUACGCCGUUUCGUACUUAGACUGAGCCUGAGCAACUUCGAUCAAUGAGCGCUAAAAUUAUAUAACUGAAUCCCUUGACCUCAAUUUGUGCCACUUACACUUUGCUCUCGACAUUACGAUCACAUUUGUUCUACCUUGGCAUUCAUGCUUCCUAGAAAAUGUUUCGUGCGUUGUCAUUAUCUUUACUUUCCGAAAUCCUUCAAUGAAAUGUUAUGCAGUGGUAUUACGAGGAUGGGCUACCUCGUAGAC